AUGCCUCGCCACGUCUCGACCGCGGAUGCCACGAUGGAUGAUGCCAUGUCGGCCAAACACAGCCACACACGGCAAGCGAGCAUCCUGUCCAUGCGCCGUUAUUACGCCAAGAACCGCGACAAGGAGCUCCAGCGAUUCAAAGAAUACUACCGGAAGAACAAAGACCGGAUCCGCGCGUACAAGAAGCGCGUGCGAGAGCAGACCAAGUGCGACCUCAAGCACCAGCACGACGCCGCGACACACUCGCCAACACGACGGACCAGCCAACUCCUCCACGACAUUCUGUCCCCGACACAGCCUCCAACCACGACCCACCGCCACACACCGCCGCCGGCAAGCGCCAAGUUCAACCUGGCGUUCUUACUUAACUAA
This is a messenger RNA of Aphanomyces invadans, 372 nucleotides long. RefSeq lists its product as hypothetical. The record is from RefSeq and is a predicted model, not a curated record. Lineage: Eukaryota; Oomycota; Saprolegniomycetes; Saprolegniales; Verrucalvaceae. The transcript has a single exon. The coding region runs from base 1 to 372 and encodes 123 amino acids.